Molecule: messenger RNA, 3636 nt
Organism: Anopheles funestus (African malaria mosquito)
Lineage: Eukaryota; Metazoa; Arthropoda; Insecta; Diptera; Culicidae
Gene: oxt
Product: xylosyltransferase oxt
Exons: 5
Coding region: 448-3267 (939 amino acids)
Biological process (GO): chondroitin sulfate proteoglycan biosynthetic process; heparan sulfate proteoglycan biosynthetic process
Cellular component (GO): membrane
Molecular function (GO): protein xylosyltransferase activity
Source: RefSeq, a predicted model, not a curated record
CAAACCGUGUUGUCAAAACAAGCAUUCUUCUUCUGCUUGUUCUGCGUCUUGCUGCAUUUUCCUUUGCCCUGUUUCUUGUGCUUUUCUGGCGGUUCUCCAAUCUGGAGCAAGUCACGACGACGGUUCUCUUAAUUAGAUGUAAUUUGAUUCUUUACACCGAUCCACGUAACCGUACGUACGUUGUAACCACAGCGGAGAGAAGAUAACCUUUUCCAAUCGGGGAUCAUGUGCACCAUCGGAAGGUGAAUGAAUUGGUUAGAACAUUGCUGCGUUACAGUUCGGUAGCAUUCUUCGGAUUCAUCGGAGACUAGGGGUACCAAUGCACGCGCGGCUCAAAGAUCCACGUGUAGGUGUCGUCGUUUUUUUGCAGAGAUAGAACUCGCUCACCGUCCGUAGUGCUGCUGGUGCUCCGUACGGGUACCCCCCCGUACGGCAUAGCUGUGCAACAUGCAAAAGUUCCCGCUGCGCCUUCUAUGGCGCUACAAGGUGUUCGUCCUGAUCGGGUUUAUGAUCGUGGCCGCACAGAUAUUUCUAGCGUACAAGCUACUGUGCAUGCCACUGACGGGCAACGAAUCCACGGAGGAACGAGAUUUAAGCCGCCGGCUGUACGAGAAGUAUGUGAAAAAAUCCUCCACCGGCACGGAUGGCCUGAACUUGUCCGUGGGUGAUGGCGAGAAACGAACGGCCGACGGAACGGGACGCCAUGGACGGGAUGCGAAGGAGAACAAUCCGAACCAGCACGUACUUAGGCUGGACGAGCUCGACUUUGUGCCACCGUGUGAGCUAACAAGGAAGGAAACGGUUUCCGCCAUCCAUCGAGCCAAGAGCCAGUCGUGUAAAGCCAAAAUUGUGGAAGUCGCGUGUGAAAUACAGGCUGGAAAAUUUUACCCUCAACGACUGCCGAGCUACUGUCCGCGGGGUGAUCAUUCGCCGAAUCGAGCGCUAGGAUGCUUCCGCGAUGAGAAGAACUUUCGCAUCCUGUCGGGAUAUUAUUCCACCUUCAAGACGAACAAUUCGCCUGAAAAGUGUAUACGGUUGUGCUUGCAGUCGGGUUAUCCGUUUGCUGGUGUACAGUAUGGCUACGAAUGCUUUUGUGGCGAUGAGCUACCAAAAGCAUCGGCAAAGCUACCCGACUCUAGCUGCAACAUUAAAUGUCCCGGCGAUCCAAAGCAAGCCUGCGGUGGAUAUUUUGCUAUCAAUGUUUACGAAACUGGCAUACGUAAAUUUGCCGCACAAAGCACGGAAACAGUUCCGAAGCAUGCAGACGAAACGGUGCGAAUUGCAUUUCUGCUCACACUAAAUGGUCGAGCCGUUCGGCAGGUACAUCGAUUACUGAAAGCACUGUACAGUCCACGGCACUAUUACUACAUACAUAUCGAUGCGCGCCAAGAGUAUCUAUACCGCGAGCUGCUGAAGCUAGAACCAAAGUUCCCCAAUAUACGGCUGGCACGCAAACGGUUCUCCUCUAUUUGGGGCGGUGCAUCAUUGCUCCAGAUGCUACUCACCUCGAUGGAGCACCUACUGUACGAAACGGACUGGCACUGGGACUUUGUGCUCAAUCUAAGCGAAAGUGAUUUCCCGCUCAAAACGAUCGACCAGCUGGUUACGUUUCUAACGGCCAACCGGGGACAAAAUUUCGUGCGCAACCAUGGCCGGGAGGUACAGCGAUUCAUACAGAAGCAAGGACUCGACAUGACGUUCGUCGAGUGUGACAAUCGGAUGUGGCGCAUCGGUGAUCGAGCACUGCCGGCCGGCAUUACCAUCGACGGUGGUAGCGAUUGGGUGUGUUUGUCGCGCGACUUUGCCCGCUACGUGACGGGCGAGGGUAACGCAAACCGGGACGAACUGAUACGCGGUCUGUUGCGUGUGUUCGAGUACACCAUUCUACCGGCGGAAUCAUUUUUCCACACGGCACUGCGAAAUUCGCGCUUCUGUCACACCUACACGAACAACAACCUGCACAUGACGAAUUGGAAGCGUCAGCUCGGUUGCAAGUGCCAGUACCGUCACAUCGUGGACUGGUGCGGCUGUAGUCCGAACAAUUUCCGCACCGAGGACUGGGAACGGCUGCAGGCCAGCCAGCACAAGAAGCUAUUCUUUGCCCGUAAGUUUGAAGCGAUGAUUAAUCAAGCGAUCGUGCUGCAGCUCGAGGAGUGGAUCUUUGGCCCGUACCCGGCUGAUUAUCCGAAUCUACAUUCGUACUGGCACAACGUGUACCACCACGAGGACAGCGGCCCUUCGGUUGAUGGUUCGCUGCUAAACGUAGCACACAGUUUGCUACGAACGAAUGGACGCACCAAUCCAGUUCAGUUGUAUGAAUUGCGCCGAAUACGGGAAAUCACACACUACCUCGAGCGAGACACAUACCGUGGCUUUCUCGUACGUCAUGAAGCGCUGACUCAAGAUGGCCCAGCAAAUCUAAUCGAGCUCGAAACAUGGAUAUCGCCGAUUAUAACAGCAAAAGUUACCCGCAGCACAUCGCUUGCACGCCGCCUAAUCCAUCUCGAGGUCAGCACGGAGUAUGACGAGAAGGAACAACUGUCGCGCAACUUUCCGCGCAUCAUCGGAACGAACGCGGAACCGGCGCUCAUUUUCCGGCUAGCGGCACCACUCGAAUCGGAACGGAUAAAGGGAGGGAACGCUACCAACUAUUCGCUCACCGUCGAAUGGAUCGAUCCACUCGGGACGAUCGUUGCUUCUAGUCAUUUUACCAUCGAAGACAACCCGAAUGGGCCACCGCAUAGUUUCAACCACUUUCUGAAGGGAAGCAAACUUAAGCUACCGCUAGCGGAAGGUAUUUGGGGUGCACGGUUACUGCAGGGGAAAGUUUUACUCGGUGCAACACGAUUUCUUGCUGUUUCAUCGACUUUUCGUGAGGCUAACGAACAAACGAUCGGCGCGGAUGGUGAUGAUCAUGAGCGGCACACUCAUCGGCAGAUUAUACCGUUGCGUCGUGGAUCGAGCGGUGCAAAUACGGCCACCAGCAAAAUACGUGCCAAGGGUCGUAAGCAAAGUCCGGUAGGACAUUCGGGAGAUCGUCAUGAUCGGAACGAUCACAUGCAGCAGGAUGCCGAUGAUCAUCCAUUGCAGCUCGACAAGCUGGUGGCACAGUUCUUUACCAUCCAGGAAACUUGCGUGGUGACCGCUUUCAGUGAAGAAGGAAAGCCAUCGAUGAAACGGUUUGACGAUUGUAAAUCAACCAGCUGGAGCAGCUUAGCAACGGAUCCAAAGAGUGAUAUCUACGUCGAAUCAGAGACGUCAAACUAGUAGCACCCAGACAAAAGAGCUCUAGGUUAAGCCGGAAAUAGUGCCAUUGUUUUGUUUUGUUGUUAUUCCCCCGAUCCUCCUUUCCUAGUGUUGUAAUCUCAAUCCUUCCAUACAAAAGGAACCAAAUGGAACGUAAAUGUUUCUGACCCUUUUCAGCAUGCUUUUAAACCAGUCAAUUGCUUUUACGUGCACCACGUGCAAAACGAUAAGAUCAAAUUAUUGAUACGAAAACAAAAAACAAAAAGAUGCAGCAAACGUGUUCAUAAACAGUCCAAACUGCCAACUGAACGAUGCGUGAAUCAACCGAACCGAAGGUAGCUUAUUGGUGAUGAAGAAUAUUGGUAUGUCUAGUUAGUAAUUUUAGCCCCA